Rana temporaria (common frog) is the source of this 411-nucleotide messenger RNA. Its product is annotated as histone H3. Bases 1 to 411 code for a protein of 136 amino acids. NCBI's taxonomy places the organism in Eukaryota, Metazoa, Chordata, Amphibia, Anura, Ranidae. The record is from RefSeq and is a predicted model, not a curated record. The transcript has a single exon. Gene Ontology annotation, cellular component: nucleosome. Gene Ontology annotation, molecular function: DNA binding; protein heterodimerization activity; structural constituent of chromatin.
AUGGCAAGAACCAAGCAAACCGCUCGUAAGUCCACCGGAGGGAAAGCUCCCCGCAAGCAGCUGGCUACCAAAGCCGCCCGCAAGAGCGCCCCGGCCACCGGCGGAGUCAAGAAGCCUCACCGCUACAGGCCCGGCACCGUCGCUCUCCGAGAGAUCCGACGCUACCAGAAAUCCACCGAGCUGCUCAUCCGCAAGCUGCCCUUCCAGCGCCUCGUCCGAGAGAUCGCCCAGGACUUCAAGACCGACCUGCGUUUCCAGAGCUCCGCCGUCAUGGCUCUGCAGGAGGCCUCCGAGGCUUAUCUCGUAGGACUCUUCGAGGAUACCAACCUCUGCGCCAUCCACGCCAAGAGGGUCACCAUCAUGCCCAAAGACAUACAGCUGGCACGCCGCAUCCGUGGAGAGAGGGCAUAA